This is a messenger RNA of Funneliformis mosseae, 513 nucleotides long. The record is from the annotation of a GenBank genome assembly. NCBI's taxonomy places the organism in Eukaryota, Fungi, Glomeromycota, Glomeromycetes, Glomerales, Glomeraceae.
AUGACCCAAAUAUCAACAAGCAGCAAUAAAAAAAGUGGUCAAAGGUACCAGAAUACUUUUGCAUUUCAACCAAAUAAAAACUCAAAAAAGACGAAACUUAUUAAUUCUUUACCCAUAAAUGGACUUUGCCAUCGAUGUAAAGAAAUUGUUGAAUGGCGUAAAAAAUAUAAAAAGUAUAAACCCUUAACAACACCGAAACGUUGUGUAAGUUGUAAUGAAAAAACUGUUAAAGAAGCUUACCAUAUCUUAUGUAACAAAUGUGCUACAGAUAAGAAAGUAUGUGCAAAAUGUCAAGAAUCGGUUGAGAUUGUUUCAAGUAACAUUAAGAGUAAUAAGGAAUUAUUAAAAGAACAGCAAGCGCAGGAAAAAUUGCUAUCAUCAUUGCCUGAACGAAAGAGAAGGACAUAUCUUCGUCAAUUGGAACGUGGUGAAGCGCCGUUAAGUAGUUUAGUUAAAGAUUUAGAUGAUGAUGACGGUUUCGAUGAUUUUUCAGAUAAAGAGGAGCUAGCAUAA